Messenger RNA from Gavialis gangeticus (Gharial), 4788 nucleotides. It is a transcript of the gene PHKG1, whose product is annotated as phosphorylase kinase catalytic subunit gamma 1. Bases 704 to 1870 code for a protein of 388 amino acids. The transcript has 10 exons. Gene Ontology annotation, biological process: glycogen biosynthetic process; protein phosphorylation. Gene Ontology annotation, molecular function: ATP binding; calmodulin binding; phosphorylase kinase activity. NCBI's taxonomy places the organism in Eukaryota, Metazoa, Chordata, Crocodylia, Gavialidae. The record is from RefSeq and is a predicted model, not a curated record. Gene Ontology annotation, cellular component: phosphorylase kinase complex.
AAACAAGGAAGAGCAUGCAGGACAGUUGAAGUGUGGCUGCUGAGGCUCCUCCUUCUCAAUUUCUUAUUGCCCCAGCUUCAUUGGCUUCUGCAUGAUUAUCCAACUCCUGGCUAAAUUUUGUUAACACUCAUGCCAAGGUUAAAUAGUUUCUACGCUUUGUAUAAAUUUUGCAGGCUUCUGGUUAGUAGUUGUUGUAAAUAGGCAACACUAUUUGAACUGCUUGGAGAGAACACUGAUUCGUUUAGAGAGACUACUCAACUUGCUGGGGGCCAUGCAAGAGACCAGCAUAAGCACUGCUAUGGACUGAAUGGUUUCUGUUCACCUCCAAGUCAGGUCAUUCCUGCUCUCUCCCGCCCUCCUCUCUUAAACUGAAAUUAAAUUAAAGCUGUAGCAAUGUAUGUUCGUGUCUGAGUCUGGCAUUGCUUCCAAGUUGCAUUGCAAUUUAUUUUUGGCUUUACAGCACUCACACAGAAGCUGACCCGCGAUGAGCUAGCAGCACAACUGAAGGCUGGUAUGUUAUCCUUAAACUCGAAGUUGUCUGUUUCUUUGAAGCUUUUUUUUUACCGUGUGGUUCUCAUUUGAUUCCUGAUCAAUGAGCCAGGAAGAUUUGACUUAACAGUAGAAGACAGAAAUUCUGCAGGGAGGUAAUGCGAUUUGUUACCCUGAAGCAGACCCCUAGAGUGGCGCCAGUAAGGAUCCAAACAUGACUAAGGACGAAGAGUUACCAGACUUUCACUCAUCCAAGGAAUUUUAUGAAAACUAUGAGCCCAAGGAAAUUCUGGGCAGAGGAGUGAGCAGUGUGGUCCGUCGGUGUGUUCACAAGACGACCAGGCGGGAGUACGCGGUUAAGAUUAUAGACAUCACAGGUGGUAAUAUGUCCCCAGAGGAAGUGCAGGAGCUGCGGGAAGCCACUGUCAAGGAGACUGACAUUCUUCAGAAGGUCUCGGGGCAUCCCCAUGUCAUUCAGCUGAAGGACAAUUUUGAAUCCAGCACCUUUUUCUUCUUAGUGUUUGACCUAAUGAAGAGAGGGGAGCUCUUCGAUUACCUCACAGAGAAAGUCACCUUAAGUGAGAAGGAAACUAGGAAGAUCAUGCGUGCUCUGUUGGAAGUGAUUGCAUAUCUCCAUUCCUUGAACAUUGUCCACAGAGACCUGAAGCCUGAAAACAUUCUCCUGGAUGAUGACAUGAACAUUAAACUAACUGACUUUGGCUUCUCCUGUCAGUUGAAUAAGGACGCAAAGCUCAAAGAAAUCUGUGGCACUCCUGGCUAUCUAGCACCUGAAAUAUUAGAAUGCUCCAUGGAUGAAGAACAUUUAGGGUAUGGAAAGGAAGUUGACAUGUGGAGUACUGGCGUGAUCAUGUACACGCUGCUGGCUGGCUCCCCACCCUUCUGGCACCGGAAGCAGAUGGUGAUGCUGCGGAUGAUCAUGAGCGGAGAUUACCAGUUUGGGUCUCCAGAGUGGGAUGAUCGGUCGGACACGGUCAAAGAUCUGAUUUCUCACUUCCUGGUGGUGAAUCCUCAGAAGCGUUACACAGCCAGCGAAGCGUUGGCUCAUCCAUUCUUUCAGCAGUACCUCGUGGAAGAAGUGCGGAGCUUCAGCCCUUUCAGAAAAUUCAGGGUCAUCUGCCUGACAGUUCUGGCAUCCGUCCGCAUAUACUAUACCUAUCGGAAUGUGAAGCCAGUUACCAGAGAGUUGGUGACGCAGAACCCCUACGCAUUGAAACCCAUUCGCAAACUGAUCGAUGCCUGUGCGUUCAGAAUCUAUGGACACUGGGUGAAGAAGGGAGAAGCACAGAACAGAGCUGCCCUGUUUGAGAACACCGCCAAGGCCAUUUUGAUGAGCAUAGCAGCAGAGGAAGAGCUAUAUUGAUUUACCUGACUAAAGCUGCACCCACGGCGAGUAAGCUUAAGAGUUUGCUAAGAGUUUAAGCAAGUAAAACCUUUGGAAACUAACAGCAGUCUCCUUUAUGGUUUCCUAAGGAAAAUCUCAAUUUGUAACCAUGUCAACACUGUGUGGGUCAAAUAAUGAUAUCCUUUCUUUGCCUCAGUCCUUCGAGUUACCCAUGUAUACAGCCCCUGCAUGGACUCAUUGAACUCCAAUGAGUUGUCUGCAUCAGGAAUCUGCAUAUUAUACUGAUUCAGGACAUAUUUAAGAAGUGGCCUCUAAUCUUGCAACUGCAAUUAACUUCAGGUACAAAAGACUCUUAGCAGAGGCACGUGGACAUCCUAAGCACCACAAGCUAUGCCCAAAAUGAAUUGGACACAAUUUUUUGUACACAACUCUUUUUUGGCUUGGCAUGACUUUUGAGCACAAAAGUGCAGGGAAGGAGGGAAGCAGCCUUUAAAAUGCAGCUCACCAAACAGAGAAGCCCAAAGCAAAAUCCCAGCUCUGAAGUUUGGAUCCAGCUCAAAAUCUGUAUUCUGCAGCUCUGGUCUCUAUUUUAGAGAAAAGCAACCAAAAAAGAAAGGACGAUAGGGAACAUUAGUGCUACUCAGAUCAUCACCUUGCCCACUCACAGGCAGAACACAGGGGCAUACUCCCUUCACAUCUGGUCAGGAAAGAAUUUAAUUAACUAUUUUUCAGCCGUGCAGAAGCCUCCGAAGUAAGGCGCGCUAUGUUGUUUCUGUCGUUAUCAUUUGCUACAAACUUCCCUAGAGUUCGGGAGCUGGUUGCCCACACUGUUGCAAUCAGCGUGGGUACAGGGAAUCAAGGCUGAAAAAAAGCUGAUAGAAUUGGGGCCUGCGUGUCUGGCUGAGGCUAACUUGAGAUUUCUGGUUACGAUUAGUUUCUCAUGAAAAGUGCAGAUUUUGCCCAGCUGAAAUGAUUAAUGCAUUAGGAUCACAUCUGCCAAAUGGUUUUGGAACAUUUUCAGAGCAAAAUGUUGGAUUUUGCGUUUCUCAAGUUUUUCAUUUAGCAGUUCACCUACAGCAAAUUUUAGAAGGUUAAAAAAACCCCAAAAUUAAACAGUUUCUGCUUGACCCUCGUUGGGUUUUGUUGUUGUUUUUCUGUUCAUUUAUAUCAAGUCAACCAAAACAAGAUCUUUUGCAUUUUCCUUAAUUCAAUCACUCUUCUGGAAACAGCAUUCAGAACCUUAACGUUAAUGGACUCGGCUCACUCUUUCCUUUCUUUCAGUGAUGGGCAGUAUUCUGAAGUGGGACUAGAAUCUGCUGUAGCACUUCUUUUAGUCAGUAAAUACUGUUAUACCAUUAGCACUGCUCGCUUCAGCUACAGCAGUAAAUAUCUAAGCGCUCUUUAAGCAUGGGAGACAUUUUUGCUCCAGGAUUUUAAUGCUUUAGGUUAAAGAGCAACAAUUCACUUUAUACAGCUGUGAUUUAGGCUUUUAAACACCUAUUGAAUGAAGGAAAGUGUACACUGCAGCUAACGUUGACCCAUGCAUUGCAUAUUCAUUGAGAAGUUUGAAAAGGUUAUGUGGCUAGUACAUAGAACUUACAUUGGUCAAAACAUCCAGUGGGUUUGCUCUAUUUAUUUCUAUUUAUUUUAUCUGUGCAUUCGGAAAUAAAUAUAUAUGGUUUUGUAACUGUUUACAUUUAAAUUUAACUGUUUAAAUGUCAAUAAAUGUGCUUCAUUUUACUUAGCUGGUGUGCUGGGGAAUUGUUAAGACGCAGCACUUUUAACUCUUAAUAUAAAGCCAUGGAAUAAUAUUAAGAAUGGAUAGUAAAGAGAUUUAAGGCGUUAACAUGACCAAAUCCCAUUGAAUUUCAAUGGGAGUUAGCGGCCCAGCCCUCUUAGCCAUGGUUUUGUAGCCCCAGCCAUAAUACUUAAGCAUUUAUCUUCAAAGUGCUAUAGACAUUUGCAGGGAUGGAUCCAGGAGGGUGCAGUGGUGCUUUCAUUCCUGCUUCACUCAACUUGUAAAACCAAUUGCCUGGGAGGGGCAACCACAUUUAUCAGCCAAUGCUGAUUCAGUUGACUUCGUGGCUCAUUAUCAUCUCCCUGAUUCCCACUAAUUUCUCUCCACUCCACAUGCCCUCUCUCCUUUUUAAUGGUCUUGAUGUUCCACUAUUGAAAGUAUCCUUUUUUCUGCAAUUUUCCUGUCUGUUAGUCCCUAUUUCACAGCUUUGCAGACUGUUUUUAGUUCUAUCUAAAAGCCUUUAAGUGCGAUCAUGUUAAUUCAGAUGCAGAAACAACUGAGAGUGAAGUUUUGGAGGCACGGUCAAGGCAGUCAAGAAGGCUAGAUUUUGUUUUAUGGAGCUGAAUAAGAGACAUAUAUUUAACCAUAAUGACUACAGGACUAAUGAAGCAGUGUCUUUUGACCAUCUUAACUGUUUUUCGCCUAGUUGGUUGUGGUUUUUUAAACUUUAUAUGUCAUCUAGCAAAUUAGUGCCUUUUCCAAUAAUUGUUUUUGUAUAGUGUGACCCUCGCCCCCAGCAUAUUAGUAAAGCAUCUGGUUUCUCUUUAACUGGAGAAAAGUAUGUGUUGUGUCAUGUGUGACAAUGUGCCAUACCAUCUGCACAACCCCUUUUCAAAAUCCUAGAUCUACCUGGGGAACCGUGAAAUAAUCCAUUCUCCCAACAGUCUUGUGAGGUAGGUAAAGUUUUAUGAUGCCUGAUUUUCAGGUGGGAAGACUGAGGCAGAGAUUGAUUUCAAUCAUGUUUUAAUUUAAAUCAUUGCAUAUUUGGCACUUAAAUACCCUCGAGAUGGCAAGAGGUUGCUCAUGAGUAUUUCUCUGGAUUUCCGUGGAACUGUUUCCAUGAAGUGCUUGCGGAACUGGGUCCACUGGGGCUGCUGCUGAGGUUAGCGGACAGUAGAGCAGCAGCAUUUAAAAAAGC